AUGGAAUAUGAUAUUGGCCGGUUACUAUUUAUUCUAGAAACAGCGUCUCAGUUAGCGAAUGAGAAACUUGACUCCGUUGAAAUUCCAGACACCAGACUUACAGUUACUGAGUUGAAGUUACAAACCUCCUCAAUACGAAUCCAUUAUAUCAACAUCGGCAAGAGGUUAUAUCUGAAUCGUGUUUCUGAUCCUAUUCUUAACGAAACUGAAGGUGGCCAAUGGACUGAAUAUACCCUUGAAGAUUACUUUGCUGUCAAAAGUGACGAGAUGGGCAUUGUGGACAUUGCUUUUUCUCAGAAAAACAGGCGCCCAUGCUGGAUUUUGAACAAUCCUGCUGAACCCUUUGACCCUGAGUUUUCUGAAGUAAAAGGUGUGGAUAUUCGUGGUCUGAGAGUUAUUCGAGAUUCUCGUAAAUGCCGAGCGAUUACUGUAUUGAGCCGGACGGGAGGAGAACCCUUCUUCUACAAAACCCCCUAUCCUCCCAAAGAUGCGUGGGUUGAUGCAGGUUUUCCAAUAAAGUCGCCACUUGCUCCAACAGAUCCUUUCAGUUACGUGUCAAAGGCAACAUACAUCCCGUUUAAGGAUCUGAAAAAGAUAGUGUUGUAUCUCGACCCUUCUCGUGUUGGGGUUCAAAGGAUUGCCCUUGAUCGUUCGGGAGACUAUGGAGAGCAUGUUAUACACUUCUCCUCCUCCCCAACAUACUUAAAAUUUUUGAUCUGUGCUGUGGGAAUUGGCUUCAAUUAUCCAUGGCUCCAGUUUGAGGUUAAUGGAGAGUGGAUACCUCCUAUUCAUGAACAUUGCUUUGUUAUUCAUGAAGUUGUACUAAGGACGUUGAGGGAUUGUGGUGGGGAAGAACCUUUUCAAUGA
Molecule: messenger RNA, 867 nt
Organism: Ophidiomyces ophidiicola
Lineage: Eukaryota; Fungi; Ascomycota; Eurotiomycetes; Onygenales; Onygenaceae
Exons: 3
Coding region: 1-867 (288 amino acids)
Source: RefSeq, a predicted model, not a curated record